UUGCAAGACUUCAAGGAACGUUUCGAAAGGGGUGAAGGCGAUGUGGAUGUGCAAAAGACGGCCGUCGACAUUUCCGGUGAUGUGGACCUCGGCGGAAUCAAGGCAGCAUUCGAACAUUACUUCCAGGGAGAGGAAGAGAUGUCGCCAGAAGAACGUGCCGCUUUGAAGAAAAAGGAGAUCGAAGCCGAGUUCCUCAGGUACAAAAUGGCAAGGCGAGCAGCUGCCGAGCGAGCCAAGCAACAGGCUGAAGAGGGAGGAGAAGAAGGCGCUGCAGACGUUGGCUCCAUCAAAGAUCGCUUCGAUAAAGGAGAAGCAUUCAAGAGCGCAGAAGUGGACGGAAAGAAUGUCGAUGUUGAAAUCAAAAUGGCUGGUAAAGCCAGGGAGAAGUUCAUGCAGAUCGACGCUUCCGGUGCUGCUCCGGUGAUGCCCAAUCAAGGCAGAAAGGCAGAACCCAGCAAAUGGGACAAGAAAGAGGACCGACCUGCCGCCGAAAUCAUCAACAGGAGAGCCGUUGACGAUUUUGAUGAUGAUGAGGGUGAAGAUGCCUUCGAUGUCAAGAAUCUCAUGAACAAAUUCAAGCAUAUUGCUGAAGCCGAGACCACGACGGCUCUCAACCCAGAGCAACGAGCCGAGCUGGAAGCUCUGAAAACCGAGGCAAAGAGUUUGAAGCAGCGAUUUGAGGAAGGCAUCGAUGAUGAUGCGGACUUGGCCGAGGAGAAACGACGGCAGAUGCAGGAAGAAUUCGAGCGGCUAAAGAAGGAACGAGAAGAGGCCCAACGGCGACUCGAGGAAGAGCGAGCCAUGGAAGAGCCCAAGGAAGUUGAGAAGGAUGACAUCAAUAUCAAGGCCGAACAUGCCGCAAAAAUGGCUGCAAAAUGGGAGAAGAUCCAAGCCAAAGAGGCAAAGAAAGCCGAAAAGAGUCGUAUGCCCGAGAAAAAGGUGGCGGAAAUUUCAAGCGAUCUUUUCAAUCUGUUUUAUAGCAAUCAUAAGGAGUGGUACCGUCCAAGUAGUUCGUAA
Cooperia oncophora is the source of this 1017-nucleotide messenger RNA. The record is from the annotation of a GenBank genome assembly. Lineage: Eukaryota; Metazoa; Nematoda; Chromadorea; Rhabditida; Trichostrongylidae.